AUGACUCGAGAUAUUCAAGGCUUUCGAGAUGGACUCUUGGAUCCUGCCACCGAGGAGGAAAUAUACGCUGCGUUAUGGGCGACCGCGCCCUUCCCGCGACUCCCAGAAGAUGCGCCGGACGAGCUGAACGAUUUCAUUGUUGAUAUCAAUGACCCUAAACGCUUAUAUACAAUUCAUCGCGCUGCGAGACGGCAUCAGUUCCAGAUAUUGGUAGACAGGUACAUCUCCCAAAUCAGGUUUGGAUGCACAGUGAAAACCUGCCACACGACUACCUGUUUUUCUUGUCGGAAACGUGUCGCUGCUGGCGCUCCCGUUCGAAGAUACAAUGCGACAAGUGCUCGAACUCUUGCAAUAUAUAUGGCAAGCCAGGAUAAUCCAGAACUGGGACUCUGUCACAAUCCUAGCGCCGAUAAGCUCAUCCAACCGCCGAGCAUGAAAACGUCGCGAAAAGGCUAUGCCAGCAUCAAUAAGGUUACCAAUGGAUCGGCAAUACCCAACGUAGAACGAAAGAGUAGUGCUUCUGGAAAGCCAGUAGGACCGAAAAAUAGUACUCAAGGUGCUUCCCCUGGUAGCCGUUCUCCGUCGAAUAACAAUGUUAGCACUGGAGUGCAAUCAACUACAUCCAAAGAGGAGGAAACGCCAGCAAUUUCUUUGUUAGAUGAGCCAUCGACGACAGACCACCGCUCAUUCGUUCAAAAUGUAUUUGGUACGGUUGCCUUCAAAAUGGUGGAGUGGCUUGCCCCGAGAAAUGUAGAGACGAUUUCGAGACCAGACGCAACUGGUUCCGAAGUCCCGGGCAUGGGGCCAUAUCCAAGGCAAAGACCGGUUAGUGAAACAACAUCAUUCAAUAUUGCAACAUCCGACGAGGCAGAGGCUGCAGAAAAUCCAAAGACAACCAAGUGGCAGACACCUGCCCCAAGUAAACCGCAAGAUAAAUCCUUUUCGGACGUAGAAUCAGCUUCGAAGCCAGUGUCUUCGAGUCAACGCACAAGCGAAGUAUUAGCACACGCGGAAACCAAAGCCGUCGCAAACUCGGUGACAAAAUGCACCCCCAAAAUCAACGGUCGGAGAAAGUCCGAGCAUGCUGAGCCUCCAAACCCAAAGGGCAUCUUAAAUUUAUCAUCCAGGAUUGGCGAAUCACCUCCUGAUGUCAUGUCUCUUCCGCAGUAUCGUCCUCAUCAAGCUAUCAGAACGCUUUCUACGCCUCAUCAGACUUUGAUCACAUCAGCAGCAAUGCAUACACCUAGCAUACCGAAAACUAUCUCAAUGAAAGCCUCACCAGAAUUCGACCAACCGCCAGUCACCUCGGGGCUCUCUGUCGCACCCGAACAAGGUUCGAAAAUCAAGAAAAACCCAGUAAAAAAAUCCAUCAAUCACGAAACUCUCCCGGAACUCCCUCUCGCUAAGGAAAUGCCGCUUCCACAGUCCCUCUCCUUACUUCCUAUCGAUCUAUUAAAUUUUCUCUGUGAUACAUUGCAAAUUGAUGGAACCUCCGAAAAACACGAUUUAGUGCCCACAGAAGUUGGACGGGAUGGUACAAGAUGGCUGAAUUCCAAUGGUCCUUAUGCAGCAGGCAGGAAGUCGUUCUCCAAGACAAAAUCCGUUUAUUCUUCUCAAGACAAACAACAGUGGAAGGAAUUUAUUCAACAAGCACUUUUUGAUGUCUUAUCGAAGCCCGAGUCUCUCAUACAAUCUUUCAGCCACUGUGAUCAGCGGUUGUACGAUACACAGACAAUCUGGUACUUGAUGCUCCGCCUCACCAGAGUAGCUCCAUCACUGGUUCUUGACAGUUUAUGGAAUGCGGCUGGAUAUCUCUUCAAUCCACCGGAUACCAUAAGUGCAUUGCAUGAUUGGAAGGAGUCGGAUGCUUUGGCGAAGCCAUCACUAUCAAGCGGGGAAGCUGCUCGACUGAUCAACAUAUGUCUUCACGCACUUGUUGCCACCGCACCACUGUUAACGGACGCGAGGCAGCUUGCCAACAUGUCGAGAAUUCGAUCCUUUGGCUUAGCGAUGCUUGGACGAGAGACGUCAUCAUUAGAGCCAGUGCAACUGUGUCUUGCGUAUGAAGACGCGUUUACCAAUGAUCUCGCUAUGAGGCUCGCACGCAGACUAUUUGCAUCGAUACCCACGAGGAGGCGUUUUGCAGAACUUGCCGAUAAUCAACAAGGAUUGAAGCCUGACGGAAAGAAAGAACCUGAUGUACUGGAAGGUGUUUUGUCAACAUUAAAAUUCCUGGACCUAGGCACGACGCCAGCCUUGCACUUUCACGACGAGGAACGAGAUCUUCACGAGAAAAGGGUACCUACACUUCUUCUCGAUUGGGCAAGGACUGUGAUGCUGCAGGACUGGAAUGGCUCUGCUGAAGUUGCCGCCGAAGGAUCAUUCGGUGGAGCGCUGGCAAUGAUGGCUGCAAUAUACAAGCACCGAAAAUCCUUGCUGCUCGGCGACAUUCACUUCAGGACAGAAUACUUCGCUGAGCGCCUUGACCCUGUUGGAAUGCCACUUGAAUGGAUCACGUUCGAAGCAAACAAAAGAACCGUUCAUCUACUUGAUCACCCUUAUCUCUUCAACCCAUCUACAUUGGUAACUUACUUCCGUGCAAUCAACUAUUCAAGAAUGAACGCGGCGUACGAAUCGGCGAAAGCAACGACUGGUCUCAUGCAUUCGACCAUUUCAGAAACCAAUCUUAUGACUGACCAAAACUCGCGCUAUAGACUUUUUGAAAGACUUCGCGUAGCUACUUCCAAGUUUCUUGUGCUUGAAAUUGGACGUCAAAGUGUAUUGGCGGAUACUUUUAAUGCAAUUUGGAGAAGGGAAGAGCGUGAAAUGAUGCGCCCCCUGAAGAUUCGUUUAGGCGAGAAUGGUGGAGAAGAGGGUAUGGAUUCAGGAGGAGUUCAGCAAGAGUUCUUUCGACUAGCCAUUGCUGAAGCACUCGAUCCUGAUUAUGGAACUUUUACCAUCGAUUCGAGAACAAAAAUGACGUGGUUCCAGCCAGGCUCGCCGGAGCCUUUGUGGAAGUUCGAACUGAUAGGUACAAUAAUCUCCCUAGCUGUCUAUAACGGCCUUACACUACCAGUCACAUUCCCAAAGGCCCUGUAUCGCAAGCUUCUCGGCGAAGAUGUGACAGAACUUCAUCAUGUAGCAGACGGAUGGCCCGACUUAGCAAACGGCCUUACUUCACUUCUCGAGUGGGACGAAAAGAAUGGACUUGUCGAGGAUAUCUUCGCAAGAACAUAUGAAUUUAGUGUGGAGCAAUUCGGUCAAGCUGUCAGUCGCGAAAUGGAUGAAACGGUGCUGUGGCCUCAAUUUUCAGAUCUACACACCUCUGCCAACCCAGAAGAUGCUCCUAUGGUGACUAACGAGAAUCGCAACAACUACGUAAGCGAUUACAUCCGCUGGCUGACAGAUAUAUCGAUAUCACCACAAUUCGAAGCUUUUAAAACGGGCUUCUUCACCUGUAUCGACCGACGUUCCCUCUCCGUUUUCGACCCCGAGACAUUACAAUCAGUCGUUGAAGGUAUCCAAGACAUCGACAUAUCUGAAAUGCGCCGCACAACUCGUUACAUCGGAUGGGAUUCCUCACAUCGUUCCGUCCGCGACUUUUGGAGUAUCGUCCGCAAAUACGAUCUCGAACACAAACGAAAACUUCUUGAGUUUGUCACAGCCAGUGAUCGGGUUCCUGUUGGUGGAAUGAGGAAUUUGCAGUUCACGCUACAGAGAAACGGUGUCGAUGAUGGGCAUUUACCGAGCAGCUAUACUUGCUACGGUAUUCUGCUUCUGCCCGAAUAUUCUAGUAAAGAUGUGCUUAGGGAGAAGUUGGCUAUGGCGUUGGAAAAUUCGAAGGGAUUUGGGUUUGCUUGA
This is a messenger RNA of Glarea lozoyensis ATCC 20868, 3861 nucleotides long. Its product is annotated as Hect, E3 ligase catalytic. Gene Ontology annotation, molecular function: ubiquitin-protein transferase activity. Bases 1 to 3861 code for a protein of 1286 amino acids. The record is from RefSeq and is a predicted model, not a curated record. Lineage: Eukaryota; Fungi; Ascomycota; Leotiomycetes; Helotiales; Helotiaceae. The transcript has 4 exons.